AUGACCCCCCAACUCCGCACUAGAACCGCGCAAAUCCACCAUAAUGACAAACCCUGCCUCUCCAGCAUAACCUUCCGCAUUCCCCCCGACGCAAGUCACCCUCCCCCCAUCAUCACCCUCAUCACUUACAAACCCCAGGUCCUCACACCGACGACCAAACCAACUUCGCCGCUCCUCAACCUGCCCCCCGAAAUCCUCAUCCAGAUAUUCUCACAAUCCCCCACAUCCGACGCCGUAAUCCUCGCACUGACCUGCAAGACCCUGCUGUCAAUCGCCACCCUGUGCAAUCUCCGGGUUCCAACGCCGCAAAUCCACCGCCAACCAUGGGCUCUCUUCUCAACACCAGGUGAGACAUCCGACUACUACGGCACAUCGUCCUGUUCCUGCAGACACCUCAACUCCAUCCUUUCGCGGUUUCGACCGAGAGAUGCUCAGUCCCGACCGUCUCGGGCAUGGAAUCUCUGCGUUGACUGCGCUUGUUAUCGGCCGACUAGGCAGGCGUACUGGUCGCGCAAGCUGGGGCUCUUGAGUUCGCAGGGCUGGGGUAUGGAUCGUGGAGACGUUUGGCAGGCUUCGGUUAAAUGGUUCGCGGCCGGGGUCAAGGUACAGUGUCCCACUUGUCGGCUGGUCGAGGACACGAUGGUUGAAAUUGCCGACGAACUGGAUCCGAUGUGUACUUGCUAG
Pochonia chlamydosporia 170 is the source of this 684-nucleotide messenger RNA. RefSeq names its product F-box domain-containing protein. Gene Ontology annotation, molecular function: protein binding. The record is from RefSeq and is a predicted model, not a curated record. Bases 1 to 684 code for a protein of 227 amino acids. NCBI's taxonomy places the organism in Eukaryota, Fungi, Ascomycota, Sordariomycetes, Hypocreales, Clavicipitaceae. The transcript has a single exon.